Messenger RNA from Drosophila eugracilis, 2479 nucleotides. It is a transcript of the gene bgm, whose product is annotated as very long-chain-fatty-acid--CoA ligase bubblegum. The coding region runs from base 167 to 2161 and encodes 664 amino acids. The record is from RefSeq and is a predicted model, not a curated record. The transcript is spliced from 6 exons. Lineage: Eukaryota; Metazoa; Arthropoda; Insecta; Diptera; Drosophilidae. Gene Ontology annotation, molecular function: long-chain fatty acid-CoA ligase activity. Gene Ontology annotation, cellular component: endoplasmic reticulum; membrane.
UCAGUUCACGCUGUGCCCUCGCUGAAUUCGGUCGUGUGUGUGCUGCUGUCGUGUUUGUCGAGCGAAAGAGUGGGAGUAUACGAAAUAGACGGCAGUCGAUUUGCGAACCAAUAUCGAGAACUCCAUAAAAACCAAACAGCAAAUACUAGUUAAUUAUACUUGCACCAUGACCGACGCGCUCUACAAUCGUCCUGGUCCCAAUCGCCUGAGGCAGGCGGAUGCCUAUCGCACCACCAACCGUCAAGAUGCCGUCAAGAUUCGGCUGGCCAAGGAUGGAAUCGGUGCCGAGGAGCCCAUCUCAGUGCCCGGCCUGCUGAAGCGCACGGUCAACAAUUAUGGCGACUAUCCCGCACUGCGCACCAAGAACGGCAAGAACGGGUAUCAAACUGUCACCUACAAACAAUAUGAAGAGAAGGUGCACCAGGUGGCCAAGGCCUUCAUCAAGCUUGGUCUGGAGGAGCACCAUUCGGUGGGUGUGUUGGCCUUCAACUGCGCCGAAUGGUUCUACUCGGCCAUGGGUGCCAUCCAUGCUCGUGGCAUCAUUGCAGGAAUCUAUACCACCAACUCAGCCGAUGCAGUACAGCAUGUCUUGGAGAGCUCACAUGCCCAGAUCGUUGUCGUGGAUGAUGCCAAGCAGAUGGAGAAGAUCCAUGCCAUCCGUGAUAAGCUGCCCAAGUUGAAGGCCGCCAUUCAGAUCCAGGAGCCAUAUGCCCCAUACCUCAAGAAGGAGGAUGGCUACUACAGGUGGUCGGAGAUUGAGUCCAUGAACGUGAGCGAUGUGGAGGAUCAAUACAAAACUCGCCUGGAGAACGUGGCCAUCAACGAGUGCUGCUGCCUGGUUUAUACCUCCGGAACAGUGGGUAUGCCCAAGGGCGUGAUGCUCUCCCACGACAACAUCACUUUCGAUGUGCGUGGCAUUGUCAAGGCCAUGGACCGGGUGGUUGUGGGGGCAGAGUCGAUCGUCUCCUACCUGCCACUGUCUCAUGUGGCCGCCCAGACCGUCGACAUUUACACCUGUGCCUUUGUGGCCGGAUGCAUUUGGUUUGCCGACAAGGAUGCAUUGAAGGGAACGCUGGUGAAAUCACUGCAAGAUGCACGACCCACGCGUUUCAUGGGUGUGCCGCGUGUGUACGAAAAGUUCCAGGAACGAAUGGUGGCCGUGGCCAGCUCCAGCGGAAGCCUGAAGAAGAUGCUCGCCAGCUGGGCCAAGGGCAUCACGCUGAAGCACUACAUGGUGAGUCAAGGAAAGAGCUCCGGGGGAUUCCGGUACAAGAUUGCCAAGUCCCUCAUCAUGUCCAAAGUGAAACAGGCUCUGGGCUUCGAUCGAGUCCUGACCCUGGCCAGUGCUGCGGCUCCUAUGUCGCCGGAGACGAAAAAGUACUUCCUCAGUCUGGACCUGAAGAUUGUGGAUGCCUUUGGCAUGUCGGAAACGGCCGGUUGCCAUUCCAUCUGUCUUUCUGAUUCGGUUGGUCUGAACACAAUUGGCAAAACUCUGCCCGGCUGCGAGUCCAAGUUCAUUAACAAGGACGCCAGCGGUCACGGAGAACUGUGCAUCCGUGGACGCCACGUCUUCAUGGGUUAUAUCGACAACAAGGAGAAGACCGAGGAGUCGCUGGACGACGACUGCUGGCUGCACUCCGGUGAUUUGGGCUAUGUUGAUGAUAAGGGAUACAUUUCUCUUACUGGACGUUCUAAGGAGAUUAUCAUCACCGCCGGUGGCGAAAACAUUCCACCCGUGCACAUCGAGAACUCGAUUAAGAAGGAACUGGACGCCAUUUCCAAUGCAUUUUUGGUGGGCGAGCAGCGCAAGUACCUUACUGUGCUGAUUACCAUUAAGACCGAGCUGGACAAGGACACCGGCGAGCCUCUGGACGAGCUGAGUCACGAGUCCUCCGUGUGGGUGAAGUCACUGGGAGUGGAGCACAAGACCCUGUCGGAGAUUCUCGCCGCUGGACCCUGCCCCAAGGUGUUCAAGUCCAUUGAGGAUGCCAUCAAGAGGGCCAAUAAGCAGUCUAUUUCCAAUGCCCAGAAGGUGCAAAAAUUCACUAUUCUGCCCCAUGACUUCUCCAUUCCCACCGGUGAACUCGGACCCACCCUGAAGGUCAAGCGCAACGUUGUGGCCAAGAUGUAUGCCGAUGAGAUCGAAAAACUAUAUGCCUAGAUUUCCUUCGACGGAAUAGAAGAGAGGUAGCCGCGGGAACUUGAGCUUUAAUGUGAAUUUGAAUUUACCGGACUUCAAAGCCAAUUGAGUGCCACUUUUGAUAGGAUUUAGGCGAAUGUUAACUGUUGGAUAUUAUACUUAGGACAACUAUGCCCGUAUGCCUAGUUAGACAUUAGCUUGCCUCCGUGUAGGUCCAGAGAUCUGUUUAAUUAGUACCUAAGAUUUAUUUUCUAUAUGAUAUUUGGUUGUACCAACUGAACAAAUGAACAUUUUUUAUUGUCUGAAGAUUAACAAUAAACUAGAUUAUUAACUGGGAAA